AUGUCCGACCUUCAUAAGUUGUUGCUCAAUCGAGUACGUCAGCAUGAACAGGUGUUGGGACUUGGUCUGUUGGCAGAGGAAGAAUCCCUGGACUCCUCUAUAGAGAGUACGAAUCAACCACCGCAUUUACAGCCACCUAUACCCGUUAACAGCUCGUAUCAAAGGUCCAUUGACAACCAGCCAUCCACAUUGACUCCACCUGACGAUGAAGAGAUCUUUGAGUCGUAUCAGAGUGCUAAAUUGGGUAUUUUCCCAGUCCAUGCAAUGUAUAAUUCAUUCCAAACUUACUAUAAGCCACCAACGUCUUCCAAGGAACCAAUCUUCAUAUGCCACCAUGGAGCAGGGUCUUCGUCGAUGACGUUUGCUGUCUUGACACAAGCAUUGGAUUCUCAAUGGAAACGCGAGUCUGGUACUCUGGAUGGAUCCCCAGGGGUGUUUGCCUUUGAUGCUAGGGGCCAUGGAUUAUCUCAGUCCCACGAAACUGAAGAUUAUACCCUUUCGACUUUAACUGAUGAUUUCAAAUUUGUCUUGGACCGCUUCAUCGAAAUCCAUAAGCCAUCUUCGUCACUUUAUUUUAUUGGUCAUUCCCUAGGUGGCGCUGUUUUGACAAACUAUCUCAAUAUUCAUCUGCACCUAACCGUGAAGGGACUUGUCAUGCUUGACAUUGUAGAGGAAACAGCCGUCAAGGCACUUGUAGCCAUGCCACAGUUCAUCAAAAGAAGACCAACAUCAUUCCAAAACUAUCAAAGAGCCAUUGAUUGGCAUAUCAAGGAAACAGGAUUACUUCACAACUUGGCCUCCGCUAGAAUAAGUGUGCCGGACUUGCUUAUUCGACCAUCAAAGUCUAGUCCUCUCUUUUGGAGAACUGAUUUGAACGUUACACAACCAUUCUGGGAAACUUGGUUUAAAGGGCUCUCUUCUAAUUUCAUCACAUGUGGUCAAGUAAAUAAAACAGCCAAACUAUUGAUUCUUUCUGGGCAUGAAAACCUUGAUACUGACCUUAUCAUAGGUCAAAUGCAAGGUAAAUACCAGUUGAUCGCGUUCAAUAACACCCAGAAUGCUGGUCACUUCAUUCAUGAAGAUAUACCAAGUCAAAUCAGUAUAUCUCUAGUUGAUUUUGUUAGAAGAAAUGAUUCACCUGAAGAGUAUAUGAAGAAUGAAUUGGGAUUUGUACCGAAGUGGGGAGGUAAGAUUAACAAAUAG
[Candida] anglica is the source of this 1203-nucleotide messenger RNA. NCBI's taxonomy places the organism in Eukaryota, Fungi, Ascomycota, Pichiomycetes, Serinales, Debaryomycetaceae. The record is from the annotation of a GenBank genome assembly.